AUGAAUCACAAGGAGGAGGAGAAGCUGAAGAUGUGUUCCAUUUGUGGACAGUUUUUUAAUUCACAGUCCACACUGGAGGUUCAUAUGAAAAUACACAACGUUGAAGCUUUUUGGGAGUGCGUUGAGUGCGGCAAAUCGUUUGGCACCAAGUCUCGCUUGGACCGCCAUAAAACCAUUCACGUGAAAGACCAGCCCAUUCCUUGUCCGCAGUGCGACAGAACAUUUAAGAAGCGGGAAAACUACGAGAUGCACCUUCGCAUGCACGCUGGGGAGGUCUUGUACCCCUGCACCGAGUGCGAGAAAUUGUUUACCGUCAAGGCUACCUGCGACAGGCACAUCAGGAGCCACAGCAUGGAGAGGCCCCACGUGUGCCGCCAGUGCGGCAAGUGCUUCCUGUACAACGGCUGUCUGAUUCGACACCUCCGCACUCAUACCGGAGAACGCCCCUUUCCCUGCCCCGAGUGCGGCAAGUGCUUUCGCCAAACGUCGGCGCUCACCCGACACCUGAAAACGCACUCUGGGGAAAAACCAUACGACUGCCCGGAAUGCGGCAAGUGUUUCGCCAAUGAAUUCGAUGUCGUACGGCACAGGGAAACGCAUCGCAACGAAGGGGAGAUCGUACAGUGUGUGACAAACGAUGACAUGCCAACAUACAUUAUCCUGUGA
Nanorana parkeri is the source of this 666-nucleotide messenger RNA. RefSeq names its product gastrula zinc finger protein XlCGF67.1-like. Bases 1 to 666 code for a protein of 221 amino acids. Gene Ontology annotation, molecular function: RNA polymerase II cis-regulatory region sequence-specific DNA binding; DNA-binding transcription factor activity, RNA polymerase II-specific. The record is from RefSeq and is a predicted model, not a curated record. The transcript has a single exon. NCBI's taxonomy places the organism in Eukaryota, Metazoa, Chordata, Amphibia, Anura, Dicroglossidae. Gene Ontology annotation, biological process: regulation of transcription by RNA polymerase II.